AUGAAGUACCUUACGAAAAUAGUUAGUAAUGCCUGUCUGGCAAUAAUAAAUUGCGGACUAUGUUUAUCUCUAACAAGUUUAUCAAGAAAGAUGUUGAUAAAAGGUUAUGACAUAUGUCCAGAAGAAUAUAGAGGUUGUGAAAAAGAAAAAUGGUAUUUUACUACUUUUUAUUUUACAUUAUAUAUGAGUGCCUUUUUAGGAUGUUUUAUUUCACUUUUUUUCAGAAAUGUUAGUAGAAAAAAAUUUAUGGAAGUAAUACAUUAUUUAUAUAUAAUUGGAAGUUUAUUUACAAUAUAUUAUGAACCGCAUGUGAUAUUAUUUUUAUUUUCCCAAGCAUUUUUUGGAUUAGCAAUUGGUUGUUCAAUAGUUAUAGUUAGUUUUUAUAUUUUUGAAUAUUCCCCAAAAGACCAUCAGAAUUAUUAUGGAUUUACAAUACAAACAUUUUUUUCACUUGGAUUAUUAAUAAGUUAUAUAUUUGGAGUUAUUUAUGAACGAGUAUAUUUCACAAAAGGGUCAUCAUCAUUUUGGAUCUUAAUGAUAUUACAAAAAUUACACAUGCUUAUGCCUCUUAUUUUAAGUAUAAUAUCCAUUUUAUUAUUGAGAUAUGUUUUUACUAUGGACACACCAUUACAUUUAUAUAAAUCACAAAAGUAUGAUAAGUUUGAAGAAAUAAAAAAAAAAAUUAGUAAAAAGGAAUUAGACGAAAAACAUGAAUAUCAUGAAAAUGAAAAAAAUAAUGAAAUUAAUAUUAUAUUAAAUGAUUUAACUCUUAUUGAUAUUUAUAAUGAUAAAAGAUUAAGAAGAAAAUGUAUGAUAGGAUCUAUUUUAUGUUAUUUAUUUUGUUUUAGUGGUUGUAUUAUAUUUUUUAAUAAUUUAUUUUUAUAUUAUAAUGUAUUUAAAACAAAAAAAGAGAGUGCAACAAUUAGUAUGAUAUUUAUGUUUAUAUAUUUUUUAUUUACUUUAAUUACUAGAAGCUUAUCACGUUAUUACAAUAAAAAUAGACUAAUAAUUGGUGGCUUUAUUUUUCAAUCUAUUUCAUUAUUUAUUAUAAUGAUAUGUUCAUUUUGUAAUUUACCAGAAGUCAUAAAUAAACUUAUAAUAUCGAUUUCUAUUAUUGCAUUUGUUAGUGGAUUUUCUUUAGGAUUUGGACAUAUUAUAUGGACACACAUUUUCCAUAUCUUUUCAAAAGAAUAUAAAGUUGUUGGAGCUUUUUGCUCAUAUUAUGCAAUUUUUAUUGGAUCCUUUAUUAUGUGUACAUUUUUAGAAUUUUCAAAUCCAAACAAGCAUUCCUAUUUAUUUAUUAUAUUCAUUAUAUUUACAAUUAUAUCAAUCAUAUUUUUCAAAUCGAUAUAUAUUGAUAGUCAUGAAAAUAACACAAAACGGGAUAAAACCAUCGAAUCACCUGACCCCCUUAACAUUUCAGAUACAAUAGAACCCGCCAAUGUAAAAGAAGAAACAGAAGUAUAA
Plasmodium vinckei vinckei is the source of this 1467-nucleotide messenger RNA. RefSeq names its product major facilitator superfamily domain-containing protein, putative. Gene Ontology annotation, biological process: monosaccharide transmembrane transport. The transcript has a single exon. Gene Ontology annotation, cellular component: membrane. The record is from RefSeq and is a predicted model, not a curated record. NCBI's taxonomy places the organism in Eukaryota, Apicomplexa, Aconoidasida, Haemosporida, Plasmodiidae. Gene Ontology annotation, molecular function: hexose transmembrane transporter activity. The coding region runs from base 1 to 1467 and encodes 488 amino acids.